Molecule: messenger RNA, 1988 nt
Organism: Cladophialophora immunda
Lineage: Eukaryota; Fungi; Ascomycota; Eurotiomycetes; Chaetothyriales; Herpotrichiellaceae
Exons: 3
Coding region: 288-1988 (566 amino acids)
Biological process (GO): DNA-templated transcription
Molecular function (GO): zinc ion binding; DNA binding
Source: RefSeq, a predicted model, not a curated record
CUCGGAUUGGACGACCAUGCCUGAACUGUGCGCACACCCAGAGCGAAUGCAGCCCACGUCCUUCUCGACGAGGUUUACAUGAACGUCAAAAAGUCAAUCACGGCCCACAGAGCCUUGAAGCCGGGCCAGGUCGGAAUUCCACAGUCAAUGAUACCGUCAGCAAUGGCAUCAACAUCAACCACAAUGCGCAGCUAGACAGUCCCGCUCCGACUGCUUAUCCAUUCGCUCCGCUGGCCACUGAUCUCGAUCAACAAGCGGGCUCCGCGAGAGUGCUGACUCCUCAGGCCAUGCUCUCAGAGUCGACCCGGCCACAGUCGUCCUCCCAGCCGGUACCAGCUCCACCGUCCUAUGCCCCGAAUUUCUCCAGCCGCAAAGCCGCUGACACCGCCCAGGACGCCGAGCUAUCCACGAACUCCUGCCGGAACACCCAAGCCAGCUACCUGGGUGAAUCGGGCUUCAUGCCAUUUCUCAACCACGAGGAACAAGUUUCCAGCAGCCCCGGCGGCGGUCCUGUGACCAUCAAGAUUAUCCAGACGAUUGAACCUCUGAACCCCGUGCUUCGAAAGUCCUACACCGAUAUCUUUUUGAAGCACUGCUUCACAUUCUGCCCAGUGAUGGACGAGUCUCUGCUGGCGCUCCCUGAAUAUGAGACCUCCCUGGCCAUCCAACAGUCCAUUGGCUUGAUUGGAAGUGUAAUUCAGCCCUCGCUCCUUCACGUCGACAAACCGUCAGUGUACUACGAGAGAGCCCGGAUGCUGAUCCAAGGAGGCUAUGAGCCCAACCCUCUGGCUGCCCUGAUAGCCGUCAUGCUCUUCUACUGGCAUGCGGCCGCGCCCCCGACCGUCAUCAGCAUGAACACGGUGUGGUGGUGGAUAGGCGUUGCGGUACGUCAAGCUCAAGAGCUCGGCUUGCAUCGAGAAGCAAAGAUCGGUCAAGCGUUCCGACCGGGUGAAACGAUCGGGCUUCGUCGUCGGAUCUGGUGGACACUGUUCGCCAGGGAGAGACUUACUGCCAUUUGCCAGGGAAGGCCGUGCAUUAUCAACCCUAAGGAUUGUGACGUAAAGGAUCCGACACCGACGGAUUUCCCAAACCCCGACGACCCAAGGGCACUCAUAUUUGUCCAGUGGGUUCGACUCUGCUCAAUCGUGGGCCGCGUCGGUGAUCACCUCCGCAGAAACCCUAGCGGCAGCACCCAUACUGUUCGUGAUUUACUUGAUGAACUGAGAAACUGGGCACAGAAUUUGCCCGAAACAUUGCGCUUGUCUUUCGACCGGCCCAUGAGUACGGAACACGAGGCCGAGCUCUACCAGCUGCAUUUUCCAUACCUCUCAUGCAUCGCGCUUCUUCAUCUAGAAAAGUCAUCCCAGCCAAUACCGAGAGCCACCACAAAUGCCCUUCUGGCUGCUUCAUGUACGGCUCGCAUCUUCGAGAACAUCCUGAUUCGAGGCUCACUGCGGUUCCUCCAGGGCAUGGCUGGUUGGUAUAUAUCUAUUGCACUAUUGUCGCUGCUACAAGGACGUCAAGUCGGACGACUUCAACAAGCAGCCGACGAGCACAUCCGGGUGCUCCGUGUUGCUCUUCGCGAGCUGUCUCAUCGAUUCGGCUCGGCUAAAAUGUACGAUCGGAGCAUCGAGAAUCUGCUCAAUGCACAGCAGAGAUACAGUGCGUCGGGCGAUAUGCAGGCAGAGAGAUUGCGGUCCUACCCCGACGAGUCCCAGAGCAUCUUGCCCCGGGAGAUGGAUGCCCGCCUGUCCGAGCAACAGGACUGGUCGAAGUACUUCCCAGGCCUCCCAAGCAAUGUCAGCCCUCUUGUUGAAAUCCUGGUGGCUAGUAACCAACCAUCCCCCUUCUCCGACUGGGGGAAUGGCAACGAUCUCAGCUACUUGCUCUACGACAUCUUCGACAACCCACUUGACGGCAUCACCGGAGAUUUGUCGGACCAUAUCACUGGCUGGGGCAUGAGCAUGAAUGAUCGCUCCUUUCUCUAA